Molecule: messenger RNA, 2904 nt
Organism: Sceloporus undulatus (fence lizard)
Lineage: Eukaryota; Metazoa; Chordata; Lepidosauria; Squamata; Phrynosomatidae
Product: two pore calcium channel protein 1-like
Exons: 19
Coding region: 44-2434 (796 amino acids)
Biological process (GO): transmembrane transport; monoatomic ion transport
Cellular component (GO): membrane
Molecular function (GO): monoatomic ion channel activity
Source: RefSeq, a predicted model, not a curated record
CACGUGUGGACGCGGCGGGUCUUCAAAGGGGGACAGCUCUGGGAUGGAGGCCCCCCUCAGGCCAAGGCCAGCCGGGGACCCUCCGGAGGAGCAGCAGCAGCAGCAGCCAGGAGGAGAGCCCCCCGGGAAGAGGAGGAGGAGCAGCAGCAGCAGCUCCCCAGGGCCAGCCAUGGGACCCCCCUCCUCCUCGGCGCCUCAGGAGGGUCUUCUCCUGGCAGCAGCUUAUGUCUAUGAUGCCCAAUACAACAGGAACAUCCCAUUUGAGACCUCACCACAAGCAGUCAGGCUUUACUAUCUCUACAACCACUGGUCUAUGCAAGCAGCCACCUACUUCUUUAUUUUCUUGGACCUUGCACUUGCACUAUUUGAGGAACCUGCUGUGUAUUUACUUCCCUUCUUGGCUACCUCACUGGUUGAAGUCUUAUGCCUCUUAGUCUUUUUUGGAAGACUAGUCCAUUUUGCACAAGUUACUCCUCGCACGGUAUUCUGGAAGGAUACAAAGAACAUCUGCAUCAUGAUAACAAUACUGGUAACUUUGAUUGACAUAAUUGUCUAUGGUGCUCUUAGGAUCUCAACUAUUCGUGGCAUCCGGUGGUCAAGACCUUUGCGACCCAUUUUUUUAAUAAAUUUUGCAGAAAGUCGUCAGAUCCGACGAGCUUUCCGUAGCAUCCGAAACACUCUGCCAGAGAUCACCUACGUCUUUUUACUGUUUAUGUUCAGUGUCCUGAUGUUUUCUCUUAUGGCUCUGAAGCUGUUUGGGGACAGGAAUUUGAAGACUGUGGAAGGCUCUCCGUAUUUUACAGAUUACCUUGAAAUUGUGUUUGAUAUGUAUGUGCUGGUGACCACUGCAAAUAGCCCCGAUGUCAUGAUGCCAGCCUAUGACUUUAGUUGGUGGUACUGCCUGUUCUUCAUAGUCUAUGUUAUAAUCAACACAUACAUCUUCAUGUCUGUUUUCUUGGCUGUUGUGUACAACAAUUACAGAAAACACCUGAAGAAUGAGAUCCGCAAACUUGCUUAUAUGAAACGUCGCAAGAUGAUAGAAGCUUUCAACCUCUUGAAGGUCAAAGAAGGAGGAGAGUUUGUUGUCAAAGAAGACCAGUGGAAGCAUCUUGUAAAACUAGUGGCACCUCACAUCAGCACAUCCCACCGAGAGCUCCUGUUAAGGAUAUCUGAUGAAGAACAGAAAGGAUGUGUGGACAAAAAAUCUUUUAUACGUCUAGCUGAUCUCUUGAAUAUACAGGUGAUCACAAUAAAGCUCCACAACCAUCCCUUGGACAUCUGGUUUCCCCAUGUGUACAACUCUGUCCCCAGCCUAUUCAUACGCAGUAUGGUCCGGCACAAGGGUUUUGUGUGGAUGUAUGAUGUAAUCAUACUGAUCAAUGCUGUAUUCAUUGCACUGGAUGAGAAGAAUCCUUAUAUUUCCUAUGCAGAAUGGGUAUUCCUUUGUCUAUAUAUAAUUGAGAUCCUUCUCAAGUUGUACACCUAUGAACCCAGGACCUUUUUUGCAAGGAACCAGUUCUGGAAUUGGUUUGAUACUUCUAUAAUUAUUGCUGCAUUGAUAGCAACGGUACUCAACACUGCACUUAAGACAGUGACUAUAUACAACAGCCAGCAAGUACUGGAUAUUGUGUUCAUCCUACGGGUUCUUAGGCUUAUAAGAAUUAUUGACAGUAUACAAAGGUUUCGCGUCAUCAUGAAUACCCUAAUAAACAUCAUACCUACCAUGCUGACCUUUGGUGGGUUGGCUCUGGUGGUGUAUUACAUGUUUUCCAUAGUUGGGAUGGAAAUCUUUAAUGGGAAAGUCAAGUUCUUUGCUGGAAAUACAACUGCACAGCAUGCCCUGUAUUGUGGAAAUCCUUCUCUUAAAGAUACUACAUUUGCUCGAGCCAAGUAUUGCAAGAAUAACUUCAACGAUAUUGCAUCUUCAUUCAUUGUACUGAUGGAAUUAACUGUUGUCAACCAAUGGCAUGUCAUCGCCAGUGGAUUUGCCCUUGUGACUCACCAGGCAGCAAAGCUGUACUUCAUCACCUUUCAUAUUGUCGUCGUUAUUAUGAUUAUUAACAUCUUCAUAGCAUUUAUUCUGGAAGCUUUCUUUGUGGAAUACUCCCUUGAAAAAAGUGAAGUUGAAACUGCCAUUGAGAAGAAGAUCCAAGAACUUGGUGUAGGGAUUCAAGAGGAUGAACUGCUGGAUGGUAAACUGUUAGACAACAUGGAAACCAGUGAAAAUGAUCUUGGAGGUGAAGACGGAACAGCAACCAAGAAAAAACUUAAAGGACUGAUGUUUAAAAUUGCAUCCAAAAGAUACAGAACUGUAGAUGCUUUACUUCAGCGCAUGUUUGAAGCAGAGAUACCUCCAGAAGAAGAAGGGCCUUCACUGGAUGAGAUCUUAAACCUUUCUCCAGAUGAUGCUUACCCAAAAAAACCAAACCUUUGACAAUGCUGCAUAACAUGGAGAAUGAAGGGAAGCAACUGGAAAUUCUCUUUAUAAACAAAGACCUCUUUGGCUCAUUAACUACCAUUUUCAUAGCUGACACCAGGGUCAUUGACCACCUGCAACUUAGAGUCAGUUACUGGUGCUGUCAUCUUUGAUUCCCCUCCAUCCACCCAUGAAGAAGACAUUUCAAAGUUAUCAGUAUUUUUAAAAAUUAUAUAAAUUGUGGAAAAUGUGGUAUUUUUAAAGGAAAAGAGCACACUGAUAUGCCUAAAAUACCUGACUCUCUUUGGGCAUCUAGCAUAUUAGACCUAAAUACACAGUAUUAAACUUGUAUAAAAGCUAUUAUAAAAUGUCUAAUACUUAACUCAGUAAACCAGUUACCUGUAGUGAUGAUUUUCUUGGCUGCAUUUGUCAACCAGGAGUGGGGCAAAGGGAAAAGACACUAAUAAAUGUAUAAAGUCUAAACUGUU